AUCCAAAGCCGUUUUCGUCUCGAGCGGAGCAUUUUUGUUUCCCGUUUGUUGUCGCUCGGCGCUGACGAUAGGCGAACAAGCGAAAGGAGAUCCCAUAAUGCGUAUAAUUUAAAAGCACUGUCGAGCAGUGAUGCGCGAAAAAUCUGGUCACAUAGUCUGGCGGUACGAUGUUCUACAACGUUGACCAUGACCGAAAAACUAGCAGCGCGUAUCGCUUGGCGACUUGCGUGGGCCUGCAUUGUGCGAUAAGUGAUCUCUGGAUGUAGGAAGUGCGACAGACAAGUGAUUUCUUCUUGUUAUCGCCACCUCACCGCAUGGCGUUCAAGUUGGCUCUUCGUGCCUCCAACCUGAUGUUAUGAACCUUCAAAGUCUCUUUGAAGACUUCAAUCCUAGUCGUUUUCUAGUUCACUGCUGCCUGUUAGCGUUUACGCUACUCUUCUCGCUGAGGCUCGAUGGCGUCAUCUCGUGGAACUACUGGGUCGUAUUCCUUCCCCUUUGGAUCUGGAAGUUUAUGGUCAUCGUUGGAGCCGUUGUGGGCAGCUACGUGUGGUGGACGCACCCACAAUACAGGAACGAAGGGGAUGGUCAGGUCCACUACCAGGCAAUGGUCAUCAGCCUGUUUCUUCAGUUGCUGCUCCUCGUCUUUGAGGUGCUGGCCUGUGACAACCUGCAGAAUGACAGACACCUGUGGACACUCGUCUUUAUACCGCUCAUCUUCAUCUCGGUCCUCUCCAUCGCUGUGUGCAUCUGGGCAGUCAAGCACGACCGCUCCUUUGAGUUGGAGCUCUUCUGUUCCGUGAACGUGCUACAGUUUAUAUUCCUGGCUCUCCAGUUGGACAAGUUCAUCCAGUGGAGUUGGGUGGUGGUCUUCGUGCCAUUGUGGAUCGUAAUGUGCCUGGCAGUGAUUGGGGUGCUUUACGCCAUCAUCUUUGCGAGCAUCCUGUUGCGGACCCCUGAAGUGAGCCCUGAGCAGCGACGCACUAGCCUACACUCUGCUGUCUCCUACAGCAUGAUCGUGGGCCCACUCCUUGUGUUCCUCGUGUUGCUGUCAAAUAAGCUGGACACAGAGGACAGCCUUGGCUACACGGAAACCUGCACGCCCCUCUAUUUCACGUUCCUUGUUCUCAUCUUCCUGUCCUUUGGAUCCAAAGGGGGAAACCACUGGUGGUUUGGAAUCCGCAAGGACUUCUGCCAGUUCCUGUUGGGAGCCUGCCCACUGCUUCAGGAGUAUGGUAACAUUUCCUACAGCCUGCACAACAACGAAGCUGACAGUCCACCCUCAGUGGAUGCCGUUGCCGCCUCGGAGGUCAAGUCGAUACCUCGGCAGCGUCCCCGAAGUUCGGUGCUUGCUGAACCACGUCCCAUUGUAGCGGCUCUCGCCAUCGACACGCCCGACUGAUAGCGUUUGCAGACAAGAGUUUGUUCUUUCUUUCCCCUGUAACCGAAAAGCCUGCUGAGAAAGAGUUAGUAGGGGCCACUAUGGCACGAGGCAAGUGUACAGUCGAACACGGAUAUAUAUGGAAUUAUUGCCUUUAUUGAACAGUUGUAACAUAGCUUUGGAAAUCCAAUGUGAAAGUGUCAGACUGUAAUAUGCACGUGUUGAAAACCUUCGCCCCCCCAGUUUUAAUCUAUCAACGCUGUGCCAUGCUCCUGCCCUGUGAGUGCAUUUCUCUUAACGGUACCAUGAUCACUUCUCCGAUCAAUGCAAAUAUUCAUGCCGAUGAAGUUUCACUGUUAUGGCAGAUGCUGUUGAAUGAGGAAGUGAGUCUGAAGGGGAUUAUGUGACUCGGAGAAAAAAAAAAAUUUCAAGGUGCAUGUCUUAAAAUAUGGAGGGCUCAUGCAACAAGUACCGUAUCUUACUUACACUUCUCAAUGAGGCACUUGCUUUAGUAAGCUGCACCACAACGCAGCUGUGUCACACAGCCCAAAGCAUACUAAUAUUGGAAAGAGCCACCAUUUAGUGCAGUGUACUAGUUGGGGCCUAUAUCUUAUAUCAGAUUACCGGUUCACUAUUUUGUAAUUCCCUUCAGAUUUUAUUUUCUUAUAUGUCCAGGUUUGACUGUAUUACUGUGGUUGCGACCAUUUCUGUUCCUCCACUUUCACACGAACUCCAAUGAGGAGAAAAAAAGGGCACAGCCCUAUGCACUUCUUUAUUUGUUUUUAAUACAGAAGGCUAUAAAAAAGACAGCUUAGUCUUUCGGGUUAAAAAGACAUUGCAGAGAAAUGCUUCCACGUUAAGCUAGAUUAGUAGAGUGCACAUCUGGUACUGCAAAUACAGCAAGGCAUUUCUAUAACAAAGUUUAAAGUGAAGCUAAAUUACUCCACUAGGAUGGAUUAAAUUCCUUUGUUGUUGCCAUUUCUUUGUUGUGAUUAUCCAAAUUACUCUGGUAUAACCGUCACUUUGCCAUAACUGUUUUUACAUAUGACCAUCACAGCUCACCAUGGCAAGAGCAUUUGGGCUUUUGCGAUAUAGAUGCUGAAGCUGAUGAAAUGUCCCGACAUCCACCACGUAGGGACUGCAUAUGAGUGUUUUCCAUCAUGUUUUCUCUAGCUUGAGCAUUGCUCUGAUGCUGGUGUAGUCUGUGGAAAUGGCUACCAGUUUGGCAGUGAGACCGGUUGAUGUGUUGUUGAACCGCACCAUCAAGUUAUUUACUGACAGCACAAUGCACUUGUAGAUUUCAGCUAAACCAGCAAGUCUUUGUUCUGAGCUAGUAUAAGGUGCUUCGCAGGUCCAUUUCAUUGCAGACAGGUCUCAAAAGCAUGUGUUUACGUUAUGUGGAGUUUAUGAGGAAUGGCAAUGACCUUGAUUACAAUUUGUUAGUUUGUUCUGGCCUCUUUCAUUAUGCUUUGACUGCUUUGCAACUUCAGGCACUUCUUUUUUUUUUUUUCUCUCUUUUUGCAUCACUCCUUUUAAUGAAUGGUGCUGUAACAGAUGCAGCUUCAAAAGGUUUAAGCAGCAGGUAUUAACUGAGUGAAAAGGACAAUUUUGAGGUUGUGAAUGCAACACACUAAUGCCGCACUUUCAAGCCCAUUUCACAAACAUGCGAGGCACCAUUGAUGUCUGGGGAUGAUGUAACAAUUCUCUUCCUGUUUUGUUUCAUCUAAGCUCCUUGUAUUCUUCAUCAGUGGCUUGUACAGAUUAGGUACUGUUACUGUUAUCGCUAGAACUAGCAGUCUGGGUCAUCGCAGAUGAAUGGAUUUGAAUCUGUGUGGGUGGUCAGCAGGGGGGGGGGUUACUGUCUGUGCCAUAUGGCAUGAGCACAUAGGAAGAUGGCGACGUGGUAGUUUAGUGAAGGAAGAAAGUAGAGAUGGGGGACUAUUGACUGAAUUUGGUUCAUGUGCAGUACUUUUACGUGUUACUUUCACACACUGUUGCUUACAUUUGGCAUUUUUAAAUUGAAGGGACACUAAGUGAAACAAUAAGUUAGUUUAAACUGACAAUUUAUACUCUGAAAACUCUAAUGUUGUUAAUCUCACCACCAUCGGUGAAUGAAUGAGAAAAUAGCGUCAAAAGUUUUACUUUUAAAUUUCCCACCGAAAUCUCCAAUGGUGCAAUCACGGAUUUCAAUGUGUUUUUUCGUAUUUUGGCCACAUUGGCUCAAUGAAAUUUUCUUAAACAUGCUGUGUUAAAUCUCUGGCUCCCUCAGAAGACAAUGUGCUUAAUUGUUACCAAUUAUGGACAACGUAGGCACUAGUAGACGCCGUCAAAAUCUGUGACGUCAGGGUGACUGGAGCGGGAACUUCAAGGUGGCGUCGCCACUGGCAUUUUCUUUAUGCACGUUUGCUCGCUUACCAAGCAUCUUCUAGGAGCAAGUGUGGUGUUUUUGGUAUCGUGAAAAGGUAAUUUACUAGUACGAGAAAAAUCGUUUGGCUAUUUAAUGUCCUUUGAAGUCAUGCUGCCAGUUGCAUACAACGCACUUUCUCCUGGUAGCAGUCAUUGGUCGUGAUCAACUCAAAAAAAGGUGUCACAGCCACCCCAUGGACUCCUUGUUUGGGGUAAUGGGAUAUAUCAAACUGAGGCUUUAUUUUUUACCUGUCACAUAUAGGAUUAGUGUCGCCUUCAGUCAAAUCAAGCAUUUGAAGUGGGUGCAAUGAAAUGAACUUUUUGAGUAAGCACGUUCUGUUUUUUGGCAGCAUUAUUUUCAGUGUUGAGUGCACUGACCAGAUUGGACAACGAGAGCGAUGUUAAGUUAAAGAAAAAAAAGGUGAUCUAGUACUACAGCUGAGCAUAAUGUUGCAAACUAAGUUACCUGUAAGUGAAAGUGUUACUGAAGGUGGUAUGUAAAAAAAUGUCUUUUGGCAAACGUUGAACAAGUGCUAUUACUUCAUUUGCUUAAAGGGGUCAUGAACCACUUUUCCAAGUAAUGAUCUAAUCACCUCAGUAUCGGAGUUUUCUGCCUCCCGAAUUGAUUGCCGCAAAAAUUUCUCGAAUCCGUCAAGAAUCAGCGGAGUUACGGGGGUUUGGCGCACGCUCUCAGCGCUUUCUCUCUUUUCUCGUGUCGACGAGUGCACUGGAAGCUAGACAGGGAGGGAUGGCACGGGGGUAAGAAGUUACGUCAGGGCGCGUCAUGAAACGCGAUCGCUCUCCCGCUGUGAUUCGCAUGCGCGAGUGCGGCUACCGUGUAAAGUUAGCAGACUGAGGAGUUCGGCGCGGGCAAGUGGCGGCACCCCGUGGCAAGAAGGGCAUCUCAUCCGGCUAUCGGCCACUAUGCAUGCUAUGUCUCUUGCGACGUCUCACUGACGAGAGUGAGAACCGGCCUCUGUUUGAAAAGAGGGCACCUGAGGAAACGGCGCGCUCCGCUUGUGGCCUUUACGCGGCGCGCACGACUAAUAUUUUGCAGAGCAGUUCAUAGCCGUGUCAGCUUUCCGCAGGAUGUGUUUUUUCAACAAGCCCAAGGGGUGCUUCAUGACCCCUUUAAAGCUUAAUGAGUGCAUUAUGUGGAAUAAAAACAAUAUUUUUAUGCCUCGUAUGCAAUGGCUAUAUUUCUCCUGGAUUGUCUAAACAGUUUGUGGUAGUCAUGAAAGAACUAGGUCUGUUUGUAGUGAAUCCACAUUUUAAGCUUAGUAGCAGCAUCCAUUAUUUAUGCUUGCACUUUUUGUGCACUGACAUUAGUUUUUUGGCUUUGAUUACAAUUCUCUUUAAGGACCUUGCACUUUUCAUAAUCUUAGGAUGCAAAUUAGCACUCUGUAAACCAUUUGCCCAUGCUGUGUCACCACACUGUGACGUUUUUGCCAUGAGAUAAUAUGUAGCAAAAACGGGCGUACAUGUCUGCAUGUUGUCUGCUAGAAAAUGCCAAUUUAUGCUUUAAAACCAUAUAGCCCAAUUCCCCGUUCGCACAGUCAUUGCUUGUCCUGUUUCAUCAUUGUCAUAGCACUGGUCUUUACUUAUAGUUUCAUUUUAAAAAAAUUCUGUUGAAGCCAGUCAAUUCUAGAGCUCUGGAAUCCUUGCCCUUUCUGGCUAUCUGAUGUGAUGGAAAUUUCUUCCAAGCAUCCAGUCACAAUUGCUAAACCAUUGCACUGGCACUUGCGUGCAGUUUGUACAUUUUUGCAAAGCCCUUUCUUCUACUUUGCAGCUUUCAAAACUGUUGCACACAUUGCAAACUGUUGCGAAAUGAAAAGGCCGAGCCUAUUCACUUUUAGAUAAAUAGCAGUUCUCCCAAGGAACUCCAUAGAAGAGUGCAGGGGAACAGAUGUGGCUGGCCAUUACUGUUCUUGCUAACAGUGCAAUGGCCUGUUUUCAACAUUUCAUAGAUAACAUGUUUUUUAGCUGUUUCAGUGACGCUGCUAUACAAAAUGGAUGUUUGAAUGAGGAGUUGCUCUGUGUUUUAUCCUGGAAAUUCUUAGUAGUAUUGGCAAAGAAUUUUUAAUAGAAGGUACUGUAUGUAGAUGUAAAAGCUGACAUGUUUUUCAGAUAGGUGUUUUUGUUUCUGUUGUGCAAGUUCCUCCUGUUAAGUGCUACUCAAUUCUGUAUCUGAGUGCAAUGCUUGGAGUGACUGCUGUAAGCAGUCACUGACAGUGUGUAAAGGUACCAUUUGUUAUUGGGGCAGUGUUCUCUUCUAGCAUUGCAUUACCAUUGCAGAAUGUGAGGAGUUAUUGUCACGAUGUUUGAGUUAAGGAUUGAUGUGUAAUUUGCAUAAACGUAAACAUGGGAAAGGCGUUGUGCUUUGCAUUGAAAUCAUAUGGUACACCAUGCUAUGAAUGUCAUCAGCACAUAAAAAGUAUUUGUGCCUUACAUAGUUUCCUGUCAAGGCACGACACUUAGGCAUGGAACAAACUUUGCAAAAGUGGCAUCGAAGCAGUGACUUUUCCUAUGACCGAACAGUGGCAGGCAUGGGCUUGACCGUACUGAGGAUUUAUUUGUUACUGUGUGUGACGGCCAUUAUUAUUUUUGGUCUCUUUGUUAUUUAACUCUUGGAGUGUUGUUAAUGUUGAAUCCCUGAGCUUUCCCUUGUACACAUUGUGUGUUGUUCCUUUAGUGUUGUGUCAGUGUUUUUCACAUGCUACUAUAUAUUGAUUUUGACUGAAAACCUUUUUCACUAUUUUUCUUGUUAACGCUGGUCUGAUCAGCUAGACUAUGCAUAUCACUACGCUUAAUGUACCCUCUCCCCAGAAUUUUUAUUGUUCUCUAUUAGGCUUGUAUUGCGUACAUUGCUAUGCAUUUCUACACCUAGAAAGAAUUUAUGAUUCUUGAUUUUGUCUUCCCACACCUGCCUUGAGCGUAGUUGCGAAUGAUGCAUUUAUGCAACACCCACUUCGGAUGAUAUCUCAAUAUUGUCAAGCGUGUGUCUUUGUACCAUUUUUCAGUGUUGAAUGGUAAAUUGUUCCAAAAACAGGGAAGCAAUACUGAAAGUCACAUGUAGAAAGGGCAGAUAAAUUAUUAAUUUGCCUAGAAAUAAUGUUUAUUAGCGGUACUACCAUGCAGUUAGGCCGUACUGGCAAUAAAGAUGGCCACACACCACAAAUGCAAACCCACCUGUCUGGGUGACUUGAAA
Molecule: messenger RNA, 6992 nt
Organism: Rhipicephalus sanguineus (brown dog tick)
Lineage: Eukaryota; Metazoa; Arthropoda; Arachnida; Ixodida; Ixodidae
Product: transmembrane protein 185A
Exons: 7
Coding region: 356-1399 (347 amino acids)
Source: RefSeq, a predicted model, not a curated record